AUGGAUUUAAUCGGAGUGGUUUUGCUGCUCUUUCAAUGCUCCUACACAGUAUCUACCGAUAUAAAACUGAAAUAUUAUAACCCCGAAAUCUGCGGUCGCCAGUCGACUUACACCAGUUUCGUGCUGACCGAUGACGCAGGGAACACUGGAAAUCCAACUCAUCUUGCUCCAUGGGCGGUUCAGAUUCGUGUAAAAGCACGUGGCGGUGACUACGAGGUCAUCUGUGGUGGUACUUUGAUAACUUCGAGGCAUGUGCUCACGGCUGCUCAUUGCUUUCAGAAGCAUUUCGGAGCAAAGAAGGAAGGUGACGAUGAGAGCAGUAUGUCAGGCAGAUAUUGUGAAGAGUAA
This is a messenger RNA of Caenorhabditis remanei, 348 nucleotides long. RefSeq lists its product as uncharacterized. Lineage: Eukaryota; Metazoa; Nematoda; Chromadorea; Rhabditida; Rhabditidae. The record is from RefSeq and is a predicted model, not a curated record. The coding region runs from base 1 to 348 and encodes 115 amino acids. The transcript is spliced from 2 exons. Gene Ontology annotation, biological process: proteolysis. Gene Ontology annotation, molecular function: serine-type endopeptidase activity.